This is a messenger RNA of Drosophila busckii, 1148 nucleotides long. RefSeq names its product box C/D snoRNA protein 1. Gene Ontology annotation, cellular component: pre-snoRNP complex; nucleus. Bases 145 to 1074 code for a protein of 309 amino acids. NCBI's taxonomy places the organism in Eukaryota, Metazoa, Arthropoda, Insecta, Diptera, Drosophilidae. The record is from RefSeq and is a predicted model, not a curated record. Gene Ontology annotation, biological process: box C/D snoRNP assembly; snoRNA localization; maturation of LSU-rRNA from tricistronic rRNA transcript (SSU-rRNA, 5.8S rRNA, LSU-rRNA). The transcript has 3 exons.
GCCCACUAAACAACAACAAAAAACGCUUGCUCGUAGACAUUACAAUUACGACUGCGACGCAGACACGCGAAUGACAAAAAUACAAUAAGAAGCAGCAAAGCACAUGGGCUCAAAACAGCUGUUUUACGAUUUAUAAACAAAAACAUGAGCGAAACAGCAACAAAUGCAGCGUGUCGCUUGGGGAACUGUGAAGUAUGCGCUGCACAGCCCGCGCGUUAUGCUUGCCCCAAAUGUGAAGUAAAGACUUGCUCUCUGCCCUGCGUGCAAAUACAUAAACGUGAGCUCAACUGCGAUGGCAUACGGAAUCGUACUAAAUUUUUGCCAUUGAGUGAGAUGACAGCACGUGAAUUUAUGAGCGAUUAUUGUUUUCUGGAGGAAUGCACUCGGUAUACAGAGCAACGCAAGCAGGAUCGAUGGAAGCAUCAGCGUGAAUUACCAGUACCUCUGCAACGCCUGCGUACUGCGGCCAAACAACGUGGCAUUCAACUGAAAUUGUUGCAGUCACACUUCAGUCGCCGUCAGCAAAACACCAGCUUUUUAGACUGGAAGCUCUCGCGUUUAUAUUGGCGCGUUGAAUGGAUAUUUACGCAUAGCUUAGACCCUAGCACACACUUUGUGGAUGCACGUUGCGAUGAGCAGCUUACGCUGACAGCCCUGUUGACGAAAUAUUUUAAUGAGCCUCAUAAGCAGUUGCAGCCACACCAAGCCGCUGGCAUUGGUCAAGUAAGCUUAUGGCUGCGUGCCGAGGGAGUUAAACGAAGCGGAACUCGCUGCUUUCAGCUGGCACCACACAAAACACUGGCCGCUAACUUGGCUGGAAAAACUAUCAUAGAGUUUCCCACUAUUUAUGUAAGCUAUGAACAGCGGCCACCAGAAGGAUUGGAAGCUAUUGACAGCGAUGAGGAGUUGGAUAUAGUGCCACCCAGUGCUGAAGUGAAGCCAACUACAGUCAAAGCAACGCAACCAACCGAGCCUACAGAUGUCUUUGCGCUGGCUGCGAGCUUUGAAACUGCGCAAGAUGAUGCGUCUACGGAAUCCAGCAGCGAUGAGCAUGAAGCGCGGGAUGAAGUUUAAUAUACAUACUUCGACUAACUACAAACACAUAAUUUAAUGUGACUAACGCUGUAUAUAGAAUUAAGGAAAGAUUA